Drosophila kikkawai is the source of this 6358-nucleotide messenger RNA. Lineage: Eukaryota; Metazoa; Arthropoda; Insecta; Diptera; Drosophilidae. The record is from RefSeq and is a predicted model, not a curated record.
AUGGCCAGUUGCGAGCCGGUGAUCGUGUGGAACGGAGCUCAGUUUACCGCCAGUAGCAGGGAGCUGGAGCAGCUGCGUCGCGACUACGGACUGGAUGCCCGGAUGCUGGAGGCCACCCUGGUGCCACGCUACAAGAGACACAAACCGCAGGCGGCGGCCCGCAACGAUUUCGUGAGAAUCAGCAAGGAGACAGCGGCCAAGACAGCCUCCGCCUCCGCCUCCGAUUGGAUUUUGAAGCAGGAUCGCAGCACCAACGUCAGCCAGGUGAACUUCCCGCCGUGGGCCGGUGCUCAUUUUGAUUUGGUGCCCUGGCGUCGCACCAGAUCCGCCCUAGAUCUCACCUCUGUGGCGGAUUACAAUCAUGGUCUGGUGGAUCCCAAGUCCCUCAAGGGUUUGGAAAAACUAGAGCUAAGACACCAGCGUCGGCGUCUGCAGCGGGCCAGGACCUCGCAGCAGGGUUUGCGGCGAUUGGUGCGGGUGCGACUGAUCUUCUCCAUUGAGCUGCGGCACAAGAGGAUGGAGGUCCUGCGCAAGAGUGCCCUGCCCGUGCGGGUCUUUGAGCAGCGGUUUGCCCUCAGCGAGAACGAGAGUGCCGCCUACGAACGUGUGCUCCUGGAUGCCAGCGCUGGCGUAGAUCAGCACGUGGGCUACUUCAGUCGACGGCAAUUGCAGCAGAAGGACCGCAAGGAGAAUGUCGAAGAGCUGGUGGUGGAUUUUGCCAGUGAAACAGAAGGAGAGCAGGAGGAGCAGGAGGAGGCCCAGUAUGCCACCAUAGCCCCGCCGCCGGAGAAGGGCGACCAGCAGGAGUCCCAGGAGUCCGGCCAAGUGCCAUGCGUCAAGUGCCGCGAUAUUGCCAUUAAAUUGAGAACCAUAAACGACUAUGCGCUCAGCUCGAAUCCUCACCUGAAUCGAAGCAACAACAAACCAAACAAUCUGUCCGGCAAUAAAAUCCCAGCGAAUAAUCCCAGCCACAAUCUGAGCAGAAUGCACGCCCACCAGCUAGACUCGUACCUGGGCGGAGUGGGCGGCAUGGGAAUGAUGAACCUAAGCAACCAAAUGGGUGGUGGCAACCUGGGCCAGAUGCAUCAUCCGGGGAGCGUUUCCGGCAGCGAAAGACCCAACGGAGGAGCACUGGCCCUGCACUAUGCCGCAGCCAGAGGCUGCCUGGACUGUGUCCAACUGCUGGUGGCCGCAUCCGUGGAUAUUUGCUACUUCUCCACAAUCAACGUUAAGAAGGGCCUGCUGGGCCGGAUGACCACCAGCCUCACCUCCUACCGCCGCAGCAAGCAAAAGUCCAAGUCAAACAAUGACAUUCACACCAUCAUCGCCACGGAGGUAACCGCGGCCAUACUCAGCACCAGUGUUCACAGCAGCGGCUCCGAGGACAUUGAGGAGGGUCAUACGCCCACCGAGGAUCAUCAUUUGGGUGGAUCACCACCAGAUUGCAGCCAGGAGGAGACACGCAGUGGAAACAGCGAGCAGGAUUCCAAGGAAUUGGAAGAGCAAAGGAUGGAGCCACAACAUCAUCAUCAUCCGCAUCACACGCAGCGCAAAUCCACGCUGGAGGUGGUGCGCCAGCACCAGCAGCAGCUGAACGAGGACGAGGAUCCCGAGUCCAAUGAGGAGGACGAGGCCACGCCCAUGAUGAGCGGUGUGGGGCGCAAGGAGCAGAACAAUCGCCGCAGCGUUGUGAGCGCCAAUACGCAAAUGGACAACGAUGUCACGCCCGUCUACCUGGCGGCACAGGAGGGCCACUUGGAGGUGCUCAAGUUUCUGGUGCUCGAGGCCGGCGGUUCGCUCUAUGUUCGCGCACGCGACGGCAUGGCACCGAUCCAUGCCGCUUCACAAAUGGGCUGCUUGGAUUGCCUCAAAUGGAUGGUCCAAGACCAGGGCGUCGAUCCCAAUUUGCGUGAUGGCGACGGUGCCACGCCCCUGCACUUUGCCGCCUCCCGGGGACAUCUAUCCGUGGUCCGUUGGCUGCUCAAUCAUGGCGCCAAGUUGUCACUGGAUAAAUAUGGCAAGUCGCCUAUAAAUGAUGCAGCCGAAAACCAGCAGGUUGAGUGCCUGAAUGUCCUGGUGCAGCAUGGCACCUCGGUGGACUACAACGGCAAGAGCAGCUCGCAGCGCCACAAAUCGCAGCAGCAGCUGCAGCAGCAACAGCAACAGCAGCAGCAGCACAUGAGCAGCAGCUGCAACUCGAACUCAAACUCAUCCAAGCAGACGAGUCGCAGCAACACCAUCAAGUCCAAGUCCUCGUCCACCCUAAGCUCCGAUGUGGAGCCCUUCUAUCUCCAUCCGCCAGCCAUAAAUGGCGGAGCUGGAGGAGGAUCGGGAAUGGGCAUGGGCAUGGCCAUGAGCAUGGGCAUGGGCAUGGGUAUGGGUAUUACCAGGAAAAACAGUGAUGCCCUGUACUCGCAGCAGUCGCGCAGCUCCUCGGAGAAGCUAUACAAUGGAUCCUCUUCGCUGGGUGGCAAUCCGGGUAACAACAGCUCCUCCGGAGGAGGUGGAGGUGGAGGCGGCGGCGGCGGCGGAGGAGCCUUGCUGCCCAACGAUGGACUUUAUGUGAAUCCCAUGCGUAACGGGGGCAUGUACAACACGCCCUCGCCCAAUGGCAGCAUCUCCGGAGAGUCGUUCUUUCUGCACGACCCCCAGGACAUUAUCUACAAUCGGGUGCGCGAUCUCUUCGUGGACUCCGACUGCAGCAGCAGCGUGAAGCAGCACGGCAAGCUGAUGCAGGCAAAGGCAGGCAAUGCCAUGACUAUACAAGCGGAUGUCCAUUCCAGUUCUAGCGGGGCAGGCAGUGGCUCUGAUGAGUCUGUGUCCAUUUCGUCCAGCUUCCAUUCACCGAAGCAACAGCAGUCCCAUGGCCACCAGCAGCUGCGCAGCCAGAGUUUCCAUCGCCACGGCAGCAGCAGCAACAUAAGCAACCUGGGCAACGCCAAGGUCAAUAACUACAAGGCCCACAAGGGCCUGGGAAUGGGUAUGGGAAUGGGCGUCGUUGGGUUGGGUUCUGGCAGCCAGAAUGGCGGUGGAGAUCAUGACUACGAGGAUAUUUAUUUGGUGCGCGAGGAGUCGCGCAAGCAGCAUCAGCACCAGCAUCAACAGCAGUUGCAACAUUUGCAGCUGCAGCAGCAGGCCGUACAGCAGCAGCAGCAGCAACAACAGCAGCAGCAGCACAACAACAAAUACAAUGUGGGACGCUCACGCUCUAGAGACAGUGGCUCCCAUUCGCGUUCGGCCAGUGCCAGUUCCACCAGGAGCACGGACAUUGUGCUGCAGUACAGCAACCAUCACUUGAACAACAAGCGAAAUAUCAACAACAAUAGCACCAAUAAUAUAGCCAAUAACAACACCAACAACAACAAUAACAACAACAACAACAACAACAACAGCCAACUAAAUCGCAACAAAUCGCAUUCAAUCAUUGGCCUGCACAGCAGCAAGUACGAGUCCUCGCUAAAGGACAACUACAGUGCCAAAAAUGUAAACCUAAAAAAUCAACUCCUAAACGGCGGCAUCAAGAGCGACACUUACGAGAGUGUCUGUCCACCAGAGGAUGUGGCCGAGCGCACCAAGCAGACGCACAAGAACUCCAUGAUACGCAACAAUCUGGCCGAGGCCUCGGCCAACAACAAUUCCAAUUCAAAUUCCAACCUGAGCAACGGUGGCAAUCAGAAUGGAAGGAUACUCAAGCGCGUUUCCUCGGCGCCGCCCAUGCAAAAUGUGGCCAUUGUCAAUGGACCACCGCCACCUCCCUUGCCGCCACCACUGAGAGCUCCGGCGGUACAGCAACGCAACAGCUCCAGUUCCGAGCAGCCAAACAACAACAACAACAACAAUGGGAUCUACAAGAAGAAUGUAUUUGGACCAAACCAGGCAACUCCAGGUGGAGCUCCACCCCAGAUACCAGCUCCGAAUCCCACAACCGCCAGCAGCGAAACCGUGGACUCGGACUCCGGGCUCGAGGUGAUUGAAGAGCCAAGCCUGCGGCCUUCAGAGCUGGUGAGGGGUAACCACAAUCGCACCAUGUCCACCAUAUCGGCGAACAAGAAAGCCAAGCUGCUCAACGCCAACGGUGGCGGUGGAGGUGGAGGUGGAAGUGGAGGCGGCAGCAGCAGCACUAAGGCCAAGGAGGAGGAUGCUUUAGGAGCCAAUAGUACGCGAAAUGGCAUCUAUGGUUACUCAGAGGGCGUCGGCAAGGGUCCAAGGAGCAAUGGCAAUUAUCAAACCCAGCAGCAACAGCACUACCAGGCCCAGCAGCAGCAGCAGCAGCAUCACAGUCACCAAUACACGCCCAGUCUCUAUGGAGGCGGCUCCUCCGCCGAGGAUCACUACGAGCUCACCCAGCAGCAGCAUCAGAUUUACGGAGAGUCUGGCAACGGUUUACCCAAUGGACAGCGGACGGGCGGACCCAAUCUGGUCAACAAGCAGCUGGUGCUGCCGUUUGUGCCGCCCAGUUUUCCCAAUAAAUCACAAGACGGCGUCACGCACCUCAUCAAGCCGUCGGAGUAUCUCAAGAGCAUCAGCAUCGACAAGCGUUCGUGUCCAUCCUCCGCCCGCUCCACGGACACGGAGGACUACAUGCAGAUACAGAUCGCCCAGCAACAGCAGCAGCAGCAGCAGCAUCAGCAGCAGGUGCACCUCUCGCAGCAUUCGCACCACCCGCAUCCUCACCCACACCCACACCCGCACCCACAUCCCCAUCCCCAUCCCCAUCCGCAUCACCAGCAUGGACAUGGAAUGGGAGGCGAGCAGCCACCAUUACCGCCGCCUCCGCCACCUUUGCCCCAUGGAAUGCUGCCACCGCAGCCGCUGGUGCCGCUGAUGAACAUGGCCAAUGGCGGUCAGGAUGCCACCAUGUCCGGCAAGUCAUCGCACAAGCCCAAGAAGCCGCAUGGAGCGACGCCCAGCAGCCAGGAUACGGCCACCCGGAAGCAGCAUCAGCCGCUCUCGGCCAUCUCCAUACAGGAUCUGAACAGUGUCCAGCUACGCCGCACGGACACCCAGAAGGUGCCGAAGCCCUACCAGAUGCCCGCCCGCAGCCUGAGCAUGCAGUGCCUCACCUCCGGCACGGACACUUACCUCAAGUCCGACCUAAUUGCCGAGCUGAAGAUCUCCAAGGACAUACCCGGCAUCAAGAAGAUGAAGGUGGAACAGCAGAUGGCCAGCCGGAUGGACUCGGAGCACUACAUGGAGAUCACAAAACAGUUUACGGCCAACAACUAUGUGGAUCAGAUACCCGAAAAGGAUCAGGCCGGCAAUGCGAUCCCCGACUGGAAGCGCCAGAUGAUGGCCAAGAAGGCCGCCGAGCGGGCCAAAAAGGAUUUUGAGGAGCGUAUGGCCCAGGAGGCGGAGUCACGUCGCCUCUCCCAGAUACCGCAAUGGAAGCGAGAUCUAUUGGCGCGACGCGAGGAUGCGGAGAACAAGCUGAAGGCGGCCAUCUACACGCCCAAGGUGGAGGAGAACAAUCGGGUGGCGGAUACCUGGCGGCUCAAGAACCGGGCCAUGUCCAUUGACAACAUCAACAUCAAUCUGGCGGGCAUGGAGCAGCACUAUCAGCAGAUCCAGUAUCAGCAGCAGCAGCAGCAGCAGCCUCUGCCGUUGGGUAACAAGGAGAACCAGUCGGAGCCGGAGCAUCAGGAGCAGCACCAGCAUCAGUCGGGUUCCGAGAUCCUGGAUUCGCCGGAGGGCCAGCGAGGAGCAACCGCCGCCGCCGAGGAGGAGGAGGAAGAGGAGGACAACAUCAUCCCUUGGCGGGCACAGCUGCGCAAGACCAACAGUCGUCUCAGCCUGAUCUGAAUUGAAGCAUUCCUUCUCCCAAGUGGUGCAUUUUUUUUUUUUUUUUUUUUUUUUAUAAAUUAAUAUAAAUUAUAAAUUAUAAAAAAUAAAAAAAUAAAGCAUGUGCAAUUAAAAACCCUACAACUAAGCUUAAGUUAAAGCCAAGAAUAUUUAGCUUCUUGCAUUGUACUAUAUGACAUUAUCAUAACAUAAUUAUUAUGAUUAUUAUAAUUAUUAUUAUUUUAUUAAUAUUUUUAAUAUUUUUUUUUUGUUAUUCCUACGGGGCAGAAUCGUACAUAUAUAUAUUGUAAUCGAAAUUUUCCGGUGUUGUCCUUUUAUCACUUGUAAUACUUGUGUGCGUUUUUUUUUUUUUUUAAAUAUUAUUCUCGUCGUGACUCGUCUUGAAUUUAUUAAGUAAUUACCUUAAUUUAAUUGUCUUGGCUAAGCAUUUUUUUAUUGUUAUUUGUUUUUAUAUAUGCGGCUCAAACAAUAUUAAUAUUAAUUGCAACAAAUAACCAUUUUACAUAUUAUAUCUAUGGAUAAACAAGCGAAUGAACGAAUCAAUAAAUACAUUAUACAG